AUGAAGACGCCCAUUGCGCCUUCUCCAAGACUUCUGCGCUAUCUUCGACUUCAAUCAGACUCGCUCUUCGCAAACUCCAGUCACUUCACAACACGUCCUCGGACGCCGUCUCGAGCUCUAUCUACAACUCCCCCUCGCAAGCGCCUCUCCUCAAUUGAGGACAAAUGGCAUCCUGUACGAGAGCAAUGCAAAGCUCUUCCUCCUCCGAGAUAUAGCCCCCCGAACCCUCCACAGUCUCGUUGCGCAAGCACAGAAAGUCACAAGCAAACUUUUUGGCGACGAUGGCUCCGUCAUAGAGUCGCUGCAUCCCGUUCAAAACACCCCCGAGAUGCUCCAACUACAUCCUCACCCUACGGCUACGACGAGACGUCGGCGCAGCUCUUCAACCUCUCCCGCGCCCUUUCCCGUAACACGAGCGGUGCAGAGAUGAAGCUCCGUUGCACCGAGUUUGACGCCAAUGGCUCCGUUACAAUGGUAUCAGGCGAGUUCAAGAAAUCGGAACUUAUCGCCAAAUAUGGGCUGUUGCCUCGAGAUCUCCGCAAGAUCGACUCCUCUGUCCUUCCCCAUAUCCUCGUCCGUCCCUCGGCCAUCCUGAUUAAUUUACUCCACCUCCGAGUCCUCAUCCAGUCAGAUCGAGUUCUGGUUUUCGACGCUUUUGGAAGCACAGACUCUUAUACUCAGUCCUUGUUCAUGUACGACUUGGAAGGGAAGCUGCGACAAAAAGCAGACCCUAGAAAUGGCUCCCUCAACCUCCCGUAUGAAUUGAGAGCUCUCGAAGCAGUCCUCAUCUCGGUCACUUCAGGACUGGAAGCGGAAUUUGCCCUGGUCCGGGACCCGGUCACGCAUAUCUUAAGAGAGCUUGAAGAAGACAUCGACAGAGACAAACUACGGCACUUGCUCAUACAUUCCAAGAAACUGGGAACCUUCGAGCAGAAGGCAAGACUGGUGCGAGAUGCCAUCGAGGAUCUCCUUGAAGCGGACGAUGAUCUAUCUGCCAUGUAUCUGACUGAAAGAAAGGCCACCGGCAAGUCCCGCGCUGAAAACGACCACCAAGACGUUGAAAUGCUCCUCGAAUCCUAUCACAAGAUCUGUGAUGAAAUUGUUGAGAUUUCGGGCAAUCUAAUUAGCAACAUCAGAAACACGGAAGAAGUGGUCCGGGCGAUUCUAGAUGCCAAUCGCAACCAGCUCAUGUUGCUCGAGAUCAAGUUCAGCAUUGGCACUCUCGGUCUCGCCGGUGGCACCCUCAUCGCCGGGCUUUAUGGAAUGAACCUCAAGAACUUUGUCGAAGAGUCGGACUUGGCUUUUGGCUCAGUCAGCGUUGUGUGUUUCGGCCUAUCCUGGCUGAUCUGCAUCUACGGCAUGCGCAAAUUGCGCAAAGUGCAAAAGGUGCGCAUGUGGGGCGAAGGACUCGAUCAUAGCAUGGGCUUCCGCGGCGGCAAGGUAGGAAAUCGAGGAAAUUGGCGCAAUGAAGCCGUGGAGAGCCAAGCGCAUAAAAACGCCAGACUGAAAGCGGGAGGGAAUGCGCAGACUGGCCGUGUGCUUUGGCCUGGUAUGGAUGGGUUGGGGAUGCAUAAACUCAACAAUACCGAAAACGACGACCAACAGCAGCAGGGUGGAGUCUUUAACAGCAACACGGACGCGAACGCCAACGCGGGAUCGAAUGCCCCUGGCAUGACGAUCCACGAGGACGUCGACAACGUUGAGGCUAAGAUGAAGGCUGACGCAAAGAGGGAGAAAGGUCUGAUGACCAAGGAGCAAAUGAAGGCAUAG
This is a messenger RNA of Fonsecaea multimorphosa CBS 102226, 1770 nucleotides long. RefSeq lists its product as uncharacterized. The transcript has a single exon. Gene Ontology annotation, molecular function: magnesium ion transmembrane transporter activity. Gene Ontology annotation, cellular component: mitochondrial inner membrane. The record is from RefSeq and is a predicted model, not a curated record. Bases 1 to 1770 code for a protein of 589 amino acids. Gene Ontology annotation, biological process: mitochondrial magnesium ion transmembrane transport. Lineage: Eukaryota; Fungi; Ascomycota; Eurotiomycetes; Chaetothyriales; Herpotrichiellaceae.